AUGACGAACCUACGACCGACUGCCACUUGUCGGCUAAAACAGGACUACAUGCGAUUGAAACGGGAUCCAGUACCAUACAUAACUGCCGAACCGCUGCCCUCGAACAUUCUCGAAUGGCACUAUGUCAUUAAAGGACCGGAAGAUUCGCCCUACUACGGUGGUUACUACCAUGGGACGCUUUUGUUCACCAAGGAAUUUCCCUUCAAACCCCCCUCGAUUUACAUGACCACACCGAACGGACGCUUUAAGAUAAACAAACGACUCUGCCUCAGUAUAUCGGACUUUCAUCCCGACACCUGGAACCCGGCUUGGUCGGUGGCGACCAUCCUGACCGGGUUACUGAGCUUCAUGCUUGAGGCGACACCUACGAUGGGCUCGUGUGAGACGACGAUACACGAGAAACGACGCUACGCUCAGCAGUCAUUAGAGUUUAAUAUGAAAAAUGAAGUGUUUCAAGAGCUGUUCCCCGAGAUUUGCGAGGAGAUUAGCGAACGGUUGCAAAAGAUAGAAGAACAACGGAAACUAGCGGCUAGCACGGAUGGUAUUCCGAACGGUACCGACAGUUCAGCUAGGACAGGAGACGCAACGGAUGGUUUGCUGGGCCGUACCGGAACCGAAGACAGUAACAUUUGGCAUUCGCUUUACACCAACUUGAUCGUGCUUGUUGGGUUCGUCGUAUUUGCACUUAUAGUGCACUACGUGAUCAAGAGUAUGAAUAUUUAAUAACGAUCAGCGUAAAAAAACGGAUCGAAGGAGUACCUGGGCGCGGAUGCAUUGCUCGUUCGACAGGAGCUGCUCUGUCGCUCGCGUCUUAGGGCAAAAAUACGUUGCGCUUAUCGUAGGCACCCAUUCUAACUAACCUCCUUUAAAAAAUUGAUCCUCCAAGAGGAUUUUGUAGUUUAAACACUCUAAUCAUAAAAUAAAUGGUAUAACAUAUUAAUGCCCAAAAUCAAAGGAAAGCAGCAACGUGGGUGAGAAAUUGGGGGGUUACGCUUCCGUAUCUCAUUUCCACCAAAUAUACCAAAAUCGUUUUCGUAGAAGCAACAUUACAAGCUUAUGAAAACAAAUCGAAAAGCAUAUGCAAAAACCAUGCUAAUACAUUCACAAAACAAACGACGCGCGACGAAAGUUUAUCCAAAGUGAACUCCUAGUAUAUCGGACAAGUGUACAACAGGGUAGUGGGUUGAAGAAAAACAAAAACAACAAGCCUAAACGAAUAUUGCUGAUAAAUGAAACAAUUGUCUUUGUAAUAUACACAUAAUUUUACCAUUUCCAUGUUAUUCGAUGCCAUUCGUUGCCUCUAGCCGAGCAUCAUCGCGAUGGAUAGAAUUUGUCAUAAUGGUUUUUUUCUGUAACUGUCUAUGGAUGUACAUUUUAAUGCAAUCUAACGUUACAGGAAUAGGACGCAAUUGUAACUAAAGUAAAUGCUACCCAGUGGCCGGUUUUCGGCGCGGCUGUGCUCAUUAUAAAGAAACAAAAACAAGCUCUAAAUGUCGGUUCAGCAAUCGGUCACGCGGAUGCCGAUUAGGUGUGGAAGUUUGUACGAUCUGAAACAGUAAAGUAGCAACCAUUCGUUGCGAAAUCAUAGUUACAUCAUAACAUUUGUCAAACAUACGCUUUGGACUCCAGUAAAAGUGUAUAAGCCUACAUAAAUGGUGGUGCAAAUUAAGCAGCAAAGCAAACGCUAACAAAAGAGGGAUAAAACCCCAACCAAAUGGUCGUUAAAAUUCUAACAAGCAUGGAUAUGGCAGGAUUUAGGUGCACGGUCAGCUGAAAAGGAUGAACGUAAACGUAUCUGUUUGAACGCGAUGUUGCAAUUAGGACUUAUGCGUUUGAAGGAUACGGUGUAAAAGGGACUCCUAAAACCCGACAAACAGGUGGUGGAAAAUAUGUACUUUUCGUCACUAUACAGUAUUUAUUUUGGACCGGAAAUAAAACGAUGCAA
Messenger RNA from Anopheles nili, 1945 nucleotides. Its product is annotated as ubiquitin-conjugating enzyme E2 J2. The transcript is spliced from 2 exons. Bases 1 to 723 code for a protein of 240 amino acids. NCBI's taxonomy places the organism in Eukaryota, Metazoa, Arthropoda, Insecta, Diptera, Culicidae. The record is from RefSeq and is a predicted model, not a curated record.